This is a messenger RNA of Aplysia californica (California sea hare), 5801 nucleotides long. Its product is annotated as transmembrane protein 35A. NCBI's taxonomy places the organism in Eukaryota, Metazoa, Mollusca, Gastropoda, Aplysiida, Aplysiidae. The transcript is spliced from 3 exons. The record is from RefSeq and is a predicted model, not a curated record. The coding region runs from base 134 to 643 and encodes 169 amino acids. Gene Ontology annotation, cellular component: endoplasmic reticulum. Gene Ontology annotation, biological process: positive regulation of protein localization to cell surface; chaperone-mediated protein complex assembly.
UUGAAAACUGCUUUCCAUUCGUGAAGAGUCAUACUCUUUUGGGCAAUCAAGUAGCUCCACGACUGAAAACUGUGAAAACAAUAAAAUUCUCCUCUGAUCACUGUAUAGAACCUUGCAGUGUUAUUUGUUUGCAAUGGCAUCCGUAGUUUUAAAGGUCCUAGGAUUGACGCUGGGUCUGUUUUUCAUUUUUGUUGGGACAAUAAAAUUGACGCCUUCCGUCAAUGGGGAGAUCUACAAAGAAAUGAGGAAAACAUACAUUCGCAAUUCCAAAGUUUUCCCUCUUGUAAAGCAGACGGGCUGGAAACCAAAUCCUCACACGUACCGGAAAACAGUGGGCUCCACUGAAGUCAUUUGUGGAGCAUUUUUAGCUUUCCUUCCAGGACCCCUUAAGGAAGCUGCUAAUAUAUUCCUUCUUUUGAUCACGCUGAACGACAUCUACGCUCAUUAUGCUUUGGACGAAGGCCUGGACAAGAUGAGUCCGGCCAUUGUCUUUUCACUACUACUCACCUGCCGGUUGGUCAUCUUCCUACAGUCUCUUGCUGCGGAGCCAAAGUCUGUCUUUGAGAAGAGCCAGCUGGACUCAUCUGUGGCGCCACCUACCAACAGGGGGGAUGUCAGACUGGAUGAUAAAAAAGAUCAAUGAUCUUGGUGUUGUCUGAGUGAUGCGAUGUGCUUAGUGUUGUCUGACAGUGCAAACAGUCGAGUCUGCUUAUUGUAAAUUUGCUUUAAAGACAAUGUCUGCUGUGCUUGUUACACUGUUUUUUCAGGUUUCUUAUGACUCACCUUUUACCAAGGCAUUCUCCCUUCACUGCAGAAAGUGUUCCUUCAUAAGGUCUUUCUGAAUUUUCUUGUCCGUUGCUUUCCUUGAUGAUAGGUCUCCUUCUUUCUGUGUGAUAUUUUCACACUGUUGUUGUUUGUCUUCCUCUUGUGUCACAUAGAUGUAGCUAAGAUUGCUUAAGAUAAAUAUACAAAAUGCAGGGAAAGUUUACGAUGAGUUGACUCGACUCUUUGUUCUAAGAUGGUUGUUCUGUGGUGAUGUUGUGUAGAGUACUUUUUGAAAGAGUUUCGAAGCACUUGUGGGAGAGUGUGCUGGUAUUUUGUGGGUGUAAGUUUUUAAUAUAAGGAGAAGUGUGAUGUGUUCAGAAUUAUUUUGUAGUUGUGAUAUUACUGAGUACUGGGAAAUUAGGUUGGAGAAGCAUUUUGUUCAUCAGAGGGUUUGACUGUUUGAAAAUGUAGGAAAACACAAAUAAAUAUAAUGUGUUUAUUAUGUAAUGUUGCUUUUUCAGUAUACUGAGUAUCAGACUAACUACCUGUACCGGUAGUAUUUUUCUAGAUUGACAAUGCAGUGGCUCUGAUAAUAUAUCUAUGCUUUUUGAGUGUAAACGUUUUGCUGUUUUGAGUGAUUUGAUAUCUGUCAUUACUAGAGUAUACUAGCACUCAUGCAAGCGUGGUUGAUUAAAGUCAGUGUUUUGUUGUAUAGAGGGUCCUUGAACCAGGGAUUCACGGAUUGCUAAACAUUGACUUUUUGAAGCAUCAGAUGCAGUUGUUUUGGCAACUUGCUAUUGAUUCAUUGAGCAAGAGACUUGUUUUGUUACUUUGUACUUCAUUGUAAAUUUUUACCUCCAUAGCUUUAAAGAAGGCCAUAUGUUUUGUUUAAAGAAAAGCUGUAUUUCCACAACUGCUCAAACUUUGUUGGAAUUGCAGAUAUAUUACCCUUAGAAAUUCAGUAAAGAUAAGGACACCCAAAAUUUGUUACCAUAUUUUAAAAGCUUAAUUGUUUUCUCUUUCGAUGUUUCUCAGAAUAUGUACUGCAGUCUGUGGAAUGGUUUGAUUACUCACUUCAUGAUCUGACCGGCUUCGUCAUUGCAAAGUAAAAUUAAAAUGAUAAGAUCACUUCACUAAAACAGGUUUUUGCUUUCAAUGGAUUGUUGACAUGGGUACCCAUGCAGCAUCUACGUCAUACACUUAUACACUCUUCUGUCUGAUCCCUUAAUUUAAUUAUGUUGAAGAAAGUGUUAAAACUCUUGUAAUUUUUUUAGAGUCAAUCCUUUGCUAACUUACUGUCUCCAAGAAGCUUACUUUCUCCAAAACAUAUCAUUUAUGUAUGUUCAAUAUAUGUGUCACAAUGUGGUAGAAUCAGGCACUCUUCAAUUUUUGAACAUAUAGAGUUUUUGGUUUCAUUUUAUUGUUUGUCCACUUGUUUUGAUUUUGGUGGAAAAAAAAUACCCAUCUAUCUUGAAUAGAAGUCUAGAGAUAGUUGGUGUUUAAGUUAUUUAACUACCUGGAUCUUUACCUUUAGCUGUUAGUGGUAAAACAGAAAGGCAUAUUUUUCUAAACAGCAUUUUGUGCAUAUUUUAUUUGGUACGCUCUGUAAGGGUUCUAACUUAUUUUUUUAAAAACAGAUUAAGUGAUACUGGGUAUUUUAAACUGACUUUCUUGAAGCUUGAAAGGACCGAUAAUAAUUAUUGAGGAUUUGUUUAUGGGUCAGACGGAUGAAUUUUUUAUUGGGACAUAUUCAUACUCUUGCAUCUGACUUCACGACUUGUAAAGAUUGUUUUGUAGCUAUGUGUAACUUACUUAUGCAAUUGAAGUACAUUGGGUGAUGUAGUUUCAUGUUCCUAGUAUUUGAUGUUGCUGCAAGAAUGUUUGAGAAAAGCAGAUGCUAAUGUCUGAGAUAAUGAACGCAUAAAUUUUGGAAUCUCAUUUCGAAAAAUAUUUCGAACUGUGCAUGUAAGUUUUAUAUUGCUUGAAGGUGUGUCAAUGUUCUAAAAGUAAAAGGUGUGUUGAAAAAAUGCUUGAUUAUUUGUGUGUAAGUGGUAUAAAUGUAACUUUUUGGUAUUCAAAUAAUCUUGAAUGUGAGUGAAUGGAGAAAACUAUAUUUGUAGAAAUUUUGCUGUCUGCAUUAACGUGUAAGUAUAUGUUAUAAUAAUGCUUGGUUGAAAUACGAGAGAAAUUGUUUGUUUGUUUUUCUUUUAAAAGAUGUUUUAAGUAAUUUGUUAGAUAAGUGUGCUUUUAUUUUUACAUACUCUACUUGGUCUGACAGGUUGUGCAUUUUGCAUGUUUCUUUGUUUAAGUUUAAGUCACAGUCCGUUCUUAUUUCUUUUCAGAAGAGAUGGGAAGUAUCUUUGGUUGUUUAGUUUUUUUAAAUAUAGUAGUUAUGCUUAUAUCCCUUUAUUCGUAGCAGAGAGGGGGAUGGGGUGUAAAUGCAUUUUGAGUGAACAGUUUUAUUUUAUAGAGCUUUCAUCAUCAAGAUACGUUGGAAUCCACCAGUAAUGAUGGCCAUCUUUAAAGGUGAAAUGUGGUCUCUGUGCGAAGUUCAUGUUUCUGAAAAGCUGCCCUUACCAUGGUUUUAAUACUUUAUUUAGAGAUAAUGCAAGAAGUUUGGUCCUUGGAAGUUUACUGAAGCAGACCCAAGCAGUCCAGCAGAAGUGGAUAAUUAAUGAGAGAUAGAGAAAUGUUGAGCACUUUGGCUCAGACUGAAAAGCUGAGUUUAUGUAGUUAUUAGCCAAUUAGGUCUAGGCCCUACACUUAGCUGAGGUCUUGAUAAAGCUGUACUAUAUUUAUAUACUUCCUUGGGAUUUUUAAAAUGUCAUUCAACUACUGGUAUUUUUUUUAUAUGUACACUUAACUAUACCCAGACUACCGGUAGUAGUUUAUAAUAAUGGACUUCACCUCAUUCAUUCAGACAAACAUUGUUAUAACUGGGAAAUUUGUUGUUAUUCAAGACAUGCAGACCCCUGUAAAGUGUCCUGUGAUGAGAACCACGAAUAGCAUGAUAUCUCUAAGUACUAGCAAAAACGAAAAAAUGACCCUUGUCCUGUGUUUCCACCCAUAUAGUUCUGGUUUUUAUUAGUUUCGAGUCUUUUAAGGUUGUAAUACAUCAUGUAUAAGACCGCAAGUCAACCAAAUUUUAGGCGUAUUGAUGGUCUGCCUUUGUUUUUAUGACUACAAUAGGAAAGUCUUUGUGGAAACAAAUCUCAUAUACGCUUUAGUGUCAGGCUUGGUAAAGCUCAAUUACCUGCUUGAUAUUUCCAGAAGACUGUAUCAUUGUCAUGCAUGUUUUUCACCUGUUUUGUACCAAAAGUUAUAAUGAGUUAUGGUAACACAUGUUUCGGGGACAAAAGUACACAGAAUAGUGGAUACAGUGAAAGUUGUCUAAAGGAAAAAUUUUUUGUUUCAGUAAGUGUAGGAAAGAAUGGAGGGUGGGGGAGGAGGAUUGUAAAAGAUGGGAGUAAGUGUCAAUUAGUUCAUAAACCAGCUGUUACAUCAACGAUUCUGGCUGGACAGAAAAAUCAUUUGUUUGAAAAUUUACCAAACCAAUCUCCGUAAAAUUCCUGUGGUUUCAAUCCAUCUUCGAAGUGACCACAUGUUAUUUAUUUAUGGCUUCCAACUCAUUCCCAACCAAUGCAACUCCCAUCUUCAUACAGUAACAAUCUUUGUGUUUUCCUGUAUUCCUUCCCUGUCUUGCUUGGUAUUCAUUGUUGCCAAAAUAUGAGUCAUAGCUUGCUGGUCUGAGAGAGGUUUCAAUCAGUCUAAAAGGGUGGAAUAUCUGGCACUUUUUUGUUUACCAACUUGCUUCAUUAAUUUUUCUUAGACAGCUGUGUAGUGGGUGGGAUUAUUUUUUCUGUUUUUAAAGUAAAAUGGUAGAGUAUUGUGGGAUUUUUCUUUCUCCUCAUUCUCUACAGUGGUAGAUAUUUUUGUUCUCUUUCUGUGACUUCUACAACAAACAAAAUUUAUGGUUUUGUUCAUAGGUGUCAAACUCGAUUGCUCAAGGGGGAGGGGGGGGGGGGUGUAAAAGUGCCACUUAAAAAGUAAAAGUUGCGGGCCAGACUGUAUAAACAUUAAUUGAGCAGUGAUCUGAAUCACAACAGGCAAAACUCACAGACAAUAAUAACAAAUCAAGUUGACUAAUUUUCAUUCUUAAACUAAUUGCCAAUUUGACAAAGCUGGAUGUUUGACACUUUUUUCUUGCUAAUAAUUCCAUUUAUAUAUUUAGAGUUAGAGUGAGGUUCUGUGUUAUUAGUAUUAGUUCUGGAGAUUCGCAGGAUGAACUACCGUACCUAAAAUUAUCUCUUAGUCAGGCUGGAUAAUAUAAUUAUUGUUCUUGAGGCCGGAUGCGAACCACAGGCCUUGAGUUUGACACCUUUGGUUUAGUAAAAAAAAAAAAAGAAAAAAAAAGCUACAACAUCCGUAAAGACAAUGCAACAUGAAAAAGUGGAAGGAAUUAUGUAAUUUUAAUGCACAUGAAUAAACAUAUAUAUACAUGUAUACAUGGAAUUACUGAAGUAUGAUGUAAAAACUACAUUCAUUUAAUAUCCAAAUCCAAAUUUUUAUUGGAAAGAGACAUUUUUUAAAAUGGUUGUUCAUAAACUUCAAUUAAAAAGCAUAGCUUGACUUUUUUGAACUGUCAUUUCCCUGCUUGCUGUCUGUUUGUGGUUGUCAAAAGGCUUCCUCUUCGGUGGACUUGUGACAUGGAAUAAAAAAAAUGAGCUGGAAAAUUGCCCCUGUAAAAGUUUUUAAAAUUAAGUCUGUUGUGAGCAGGUAAGGCCGUGAGUGUACACAUGUAUAGCAACUCUAUUAUUAGUUUCUGUUGUUUCUUUUCUCCAGGUACAUUGUCAUUACAGUAUUUCGUAUAGUUUGCAGCUUUAAGUUAAGAAUUUGGUGUUGUUUAUGCUUACUUUUGUUCCUGGCUUCGCCAGCUGUUUAUUUUUAUGUUCUUCCUUUUACUUUUAGCCUUGUUUGCUAAAAAAACAAACAGAUAAUAAGCAGCCUCAAAAAUAAAGUUUGUAUCAUUUCCUUAA